Molecule: messenger RNA, 1134 nt
Organism: Drosophila ananassae
Lineage: Eukaryota; Metazoa; Arthropoda; Insecta; Diptera; Drosophilidae
Exons: 2
Coding region: 436-780 (114 amino acids)
Source: RefSeq, a predicted model, not a curated record
UGCUCAUAAAUAAAUUAAAGUUGAAUAAAAUGAAAUUAACACACGAGAGAUGAGUGUCGUUGGUGUGUGGGGGCAAUUGUAAUUAAAUACUCAAUGAACCGAUGGGAAGUCGUCGUCGUUGGCCAGUAAACAAAAAACAAAAAGCAAAAAAAAAUAUAAUAUUUUUAUUAUUGUUAAUAAUAAGAACAAGAAAAGCAGCCAAACAGGCAGCUGGAGGAGGAUCACUGGGAGCUGGAAGCUGGAAGCUGGAUCGUUGGACAAGGUCAAGUCGGAUUAGCCCCCGUCUCAUUCCGGGCCUGAUAACUGGCAAUCGGUAUAAAGCAUUGGAGCUUCGGCUCAGAAACCAGCACUUGCCGACCAGCACUCCAGUCGAUAGCAUUUCCACAAUCACAUUCCUUUCAAUUUCAAUCGAAAAACCAGAACCAGCACUGCAGGAUGUCUCGUUUCGUCGCCAUUGCCGCCAUUGUCUUCAUCUGCCUGGCCGUUAUCCUGGGAGGACAACAGGCCCAGGGUGCCAUUGCCAGGGUUAAGGCCGCCAAUCCCGAUCAUCCCGGAAAGUGCGUGCUGGGCCCCAAUUCCGUGAUGUCUCCUGGCCAGACCGGCAAGGCUCCCAACCAUCCUUGCGCCGGCGUGGAGUGCCACGGCGAUGGGCAUGCCACCAUCACUACCUGUGCCGCGGUGGCGCCACCCAAGGGCUGCAAGCUCCGUGACUUUGUCAACACGAACCGUGACUUCCCCGCCUGCUGUGAACGCAACUACGAUUGCUCCAAGCACAUCUAAUUGCUGUUAUCGAUAACCUAUCGAUUCAUUUGAUCGUUUUUUUUUUUGUUUUUUUUAUUUAUUGUGUAUACUACAACAUAACAAUUAAAAUGUAAACGCUUAGCAAUACAAUUAAAUAAUUUAAUAGAAUCAUUAACAGAAAAUACAUAUGCAUGUACGCUUGCUCGUGUGGGUUUAGAUUUAGGCUUUAUCUUUAGAUUUAGGUUAGGAUAAUGAGGCAAGGACCUUGGGACCCAUGGAGAUGCGGCUCUCUCUUCCGCAUCUUCCACUCUGCUCGUUGUUCGGCUCGUUCUGACAAUAUUUGUUGUUAACUAACUGAUAUUUAAUCACAUAGAAUAUGUUUAUCGUUUAUCG